Linum trigynum is the source of this 3604-nucleotide messenger RNA. NCBI's taxonomy places the organism in Eukaryota, Viridiplantae, Streptophyta, Magnoliopsida, Malpighiales, Linaceae. The record is from the annotation of a GenBank genome assembly.
GAAACGGAAAACAACUACUGUAAAAAUUGAAAAACUCUUCUCUCCUUCAUCAUUUCUCGCCUCCUCCCACUGGUUCGCUCUGCUCUUCCUGCAUGCCCUUUCAUAUCCACGAAAGAGGUAAAUCCGAUCUCAACUCUCUUCAUUUCUCCGACUUUUGAUUAACUUAUGUUGUGGAGGUAUCUGGAACCACCCGUCUGGGCUCCCCGGGUGAAGAUCUUGCAUAAAGUUGAUUUAUUUUCUUCCAUUUCUGGGGUUCUCUGGGUUUGAAAUGAAAAUUCUUUGCUUGUUGCAGGAAGGGUUUGUGGGAAAAAGGAAGAAUUGCUUGUCGCCCGUGAAUAAUUUGUGAAAAAGCCGAGGCGGCUUAUCUCGGUUUCUUGUUUCGAUCUGUGAAUUUGGGGUUGUUCAGCGGGCGGUUUUCUUAAUUGGAUUUUGUUUGGUAUUAGCAAUGGAAGGAGGGUCAGGGGCCUUCAGUUAUACUCCCGCUUCAGGUUCCAUUGACAAAUCAAGGGUUUUAGAUGUGAAACCCCUUCGUACUUUGACCCCCGUGUUUCCAUCCAAUCCUCAAGGUCCUCCAUUUGCAUGUUCACCUCCUUUUGGUCCUUACCCACCCGGGUUUGCUCCAUUUUACCCCUUCUCUCCACAACAAGGAGGCGGCCCUGAGCCCAAUCAGGCACCCCAAACUCCAGCUGUGCCACUUCGUUCAUUCCGAGCUCCUCAACCAAGCUCCCAUGAGAAUGGAACAGGUGGUGCUUCUCCCUCUGGUCCUCCUAAGCGCGCUGGCCGUCGACCUGCCGUCCGGACCACACCUACUCCCAAAAGGGUCAAGAAGGGACCAGAUGACUUUUUGCUGCCUGUUCCUAAUGAUAGUGUUGUUUUGGGGAUCACUGAGGCUCAAAAGGAAGACGGCGAUAGAAGUACUGUUCUUAGUGUUCUGAUGAGGUUUGAAGCUCUAAGGAGAAAGGUUAGCCAACUAGAGGAUGUGAAGGACGCGCAGCAUAAUGGAAAAAGCAAGAGUGCUCAUUUAAAAGCUAGCGCCAUCCUAAUGACCAACAACAUAAGGACCAACUCUAAGAAGAGAACUGGACAUGUCCCUGGAGUGGAGAUUGGUGACAUCUUCUUCUUCCGGAUGGAGAUGUGUUUGGUUGGAUUGCAUGGUCAGCCUAUGGCUGGCAUAGAUUAUAUGAUUGUAAGGAGUGAUAGAGAGGAUGAGCCUCUAGCUACGAGCAUCGUUUCAUCUGGUAACUAUGAUAAUGCUGCAGAUGAUACGGAUGUCCUUAUCUAUAGUGGUCAUGGUGGAAGCUCCAACAAGAAUAAGGAAGCAUCCGAUCAGAAGCUGGUGAGGGGUAAUCUUGCAUUGGAGAGGAGUCUACAGAAGGGGAAUGAAGUCCGGGUCAUUCGGGGCCUGAAAGAUGCCAAUGGUCCAGCAACAAAGGUUUAUAUAUAUGAUGGACUUUAUACAAUUCAGGAAUCAUGGGUGGAGAAGGCGAAAACGGGUUGCAAUAUAUUCAAGUAUAAGAUUGUUAGGAUGUCUGGUCAACCUAGUGCCUUUUCUAUCUGGAAAUCUGUGGCGGAGUGGAAAGAGUCAGUUUCUUCGAGAGUGGGACUGAUUUUGCCCGACCUCACCUCAGCAGCUGAAACUAUACCGGUUUCGCUUGUGAAUGAUGUUGAUGGAGAAAGAGGGCCUACUUGCUUCACGUAUCUCGCUUCUGUUAGAUAUUCCAAGUCAUUUAAAUUAUCUGAUCAGCCUUCUUUUGGCUGCAACUGCCGUAAUGCAUGCCAAUCAAGUGAUGAUAACUGCGCUUGCAUGAGAAAAAAUGGGGGGCAUUCCCCAUAUAUUGGCAAUGGAGUUCUCGUGUCUAGGAAGCCCUUAGUUUAUGAAUGUGGUCCUACAUGUCCUUGCAUAGCGAACUGCAAGAACCGUGUGUCUCAGACUGGUCUGAAAGUUCACUUGGAAGUUUUCAAAACAAAGGAUAGGGGUUGGGGACUAAGGUCAUGGGAUCCUAUUCGUGCUGGCACUUUUAUAUGUGUUUAUGCGGGUGAAGCAACAAACAAGGCUAUUAAUGGAGAAGGAGAGUAUAGUGAUGAUUAUGUCUUUGAUACAACCCGGGUUUAUGAUUCGUUCAGGUGGAAUUGUGAACCUGGGUUCGUAGAGGAGGAUCUUAAUGACACUAAUGAGGAAUAUGAUAUCCCAUACCCUCUUGUCAUAAGUGCAAAAAAUGUUGGAAAUGUGGCCCGGUUCAUGAAUCACAGUUGUGAGCCAAACACAUUCUGGCAACCUGUUGUGUAUGAGAAUAAUGGUGAAACCUAUCUGAAUGUUGCUUUCUUUGCAAUGAGACAUAUUUCACCUAUGACAGAGUUGACAUAUGAUUAUGGGACGCCCCACGCCGAUGUUCCUGGGGGUAACAAUGGACAGGGUAGGAAGAAAUGCUUAUGUGGAUCUACCAGAUGCAAAGGCUAUUUUUUCUGAUCAUAUGUAUUUUGAUCAGAAACCCAUUGUGUUGGUAGUCCUUCCGAUAAUAAGGUUAGUUACAUCUUUUCCUAAGUCCAUUUUCAUCCUUCAUUUGUUGAUGCUUGAAGACAAUACUCUGCUUGAUGUUUGUCAUCUUGAGGCUGAUGCCACAGACAACAACUUGCAUGGUUAGGUUUCGUAAUGCGUGUUUUGUGUUUGAUUAACAACUUGCAUAUGUUUUGAUAGUUAUCUGAUAGAGGACGGUGGUUAUAGAUUUUACUAUUUGGUUCAAGUGCAUUGCUUAUCUGUUGGAAUAAGUCAGGAAUGGUUGCAUAUGCAAUUUAGUCGAGUAAAAACUUCCUAUAUCCGUAGGGUACCUGACAGUACACAAGAUAGUCUUCCUAACUUGAAAAUUCAAUGAUUUUGUGCGUUGAAGAAAAUUCAGUCUUCACAAACACUCAUGCUUCAGUUUUCAAUGUCUUAGUGAUCAGCCCUUGUCCCUAGAGAAUGUUCCGAGUUUCGUUGGUGCUGUGAUCUCAUUAUGCAUGCUUUUUUUAUUUUUAACAUUAGUUCUCAGUUAAUUUCUGGUCUUCCUCUUCUUUUGCAAUGCAGGAUAACUUACUCAGGAUGCGAUAUCUCUUAGGGUGAUUUGACUGCUGCAGUCUAUUAUCAGUGAACCAACGAGCGAUGCGGAAUUGAUCCAUUACGCCAUGACUACCUAUGGGCUAUGGUAGGAGCAUUUUGUUGUCUUCGGUUCUAGUAAAUCCCGUCUCUUACCUCAAAGAAGAGGUGUGUUUGCUUGUAACAUAUGCUUAGGAUCCAAGUCAGGAGGGAAGUUUGUGAUGUUUAACCUUGAAGGUGAAGGACCAACUUGGGAGGAACUUGUGGAGCAAGGAACUGUACUAUUUGUGUAAAACUGCAUCGAUUUUUUCCUCCCCUUGAACGUAGUGAUAAGUGAAGUUACUAGGGUCUGCUGUGAGUAGACCAUGGGAUGUAAAACCAUCUUAUUUUAGGUUAACCCUCUUUUUCCAUAUCACGUUUAGACCCAGCGGUCGAGAAUUCGGCAUUCCGGGCUUUGGUGCAUAGUAAAAUAUGCUAACACAGCUUGAAUUCCACUCCACACACAUCAAUCACACAUAAACAUAGGACGAUACU